AUGACUGUCUCUACCAGUGAUACUGAACGCAAGGACUCAUAUGUUUACCACGUUAUUCGAGAAACCACAGAUAUUCUCUACGACUACGGCGACAGCGAUAUCCGAGGAACAUACAAAACUCUCGAGGACGCUAACGAGGCCGCAAGACGGGAUUUGUUUAAGGAGGAUGAAUAUAAGAAGGCCGAUCUAGAGGAUUAUUCGGAGUCUACCAAGCAUGAUGGAACGGUCCUUAUAAACGCUGGAACCGGGGAAAUCGACUUCAUUGUCAAAGUGGUGUGCCGAAUCAUACCAUCAGACCUGAACUCCCCUGACAGGACUGUAUAUAUCGUUAACCGGACGGAGACAACAACAUCAAAAACAGCCUCAUCUAACACGACAACAACGGAGAAGAUAUCGAAAACGGUUGGAAUCUACCAAAAAGAAGACAGCGCAAACGAAGCCGCCGAAAGGGAGCUACGGAAAGCCGCUGGUAUCAAAUCAUGGAGAGACCGGAGAAGGUUUAAGGGUGUGUUUAGGGAAGAGUACGAUUUGGAAGGAUUGUUUGAGGGUGCCGCGACCAUUAAAAACGUGGGUGCUGGUGAGAAGGGGAUUACUGUUGUGGUUGAACGGAGGACAUUGGAGUAG
This is a messenger RNA of Morchella importuna, 624 nucleotides long. RefSeq lists its product as uncharacterized. The record is from RefSeq and is a predicted model, not a curated record. The transcript has 2 exons. The coding region runs from base 1 to 624 and encodes 207 amino acids. NCBI's taxonomy places the organism in Eukaryota, Fungi, Ascomycota, Pezizomycetes, Pezizales, Morchellaceae.